AUGUCUCCAAACAUGAGCUGUGACCUGCUGCCGGCCUUUGAGCCAAACACUUUGGCCAAAAGAAAAGAAGCUUUGGAAAUGAGAAAGACUCUGAAGCCUCUGAUGGAGAAAAGAAGGCGCGCUCGGAUCAACGACAGCCUCAACCAUCUGAAAAACCUCAUCCUCCCGCUCACAGGCAGAGAUAAAAGUCGUUAUUCAAAGCUGGAAAAGGCGGAUAUUCUGGAGAUGACGGUGAGAUUCCUCAGUCAGAUGCCUCCUGCUGCCUCCAAAAAUCCAGCAGAGAGCUACACAGAGGGUUAUAAAGCCUGUCUCCAGCGCGUGACCACUCUGCUCCCCAGAACCAGCCUGGACCAGAGCGCGUGCCAGCGCGUCACUGACUUCGUGCAUCAGUCCAUGUCCGCGAGCCUCAAGCCCACGUGCCUCAACUGCUGCGGCCAGAGCUCGAGGACCCUGCCCCAGAUCCAGCAGCGGCUCCAGAGCCUCAAGUCCAGCUUCAGCUCCAGAGCCCAGCUUCAGCCCGCGUCUCCCGGGAGCGCGCAGCAGCAGCAGGCCGUGCCCGCGCCCAUGUGGAGGCCGUGGUAG
This is a messenger RNA of Periophthalmus magnuspinnatus, 582 nucleotides long. RefSeq names its product transcription factor HES-2-like. Lineage: Eukaryota; Metazoa; Chordata; Actinopteri; Gobiiformes; Gobiidae. Gene Ontology annotation, molecular function: RNA polymerase II cis-regulatory region sequence-specific DNA binding; protein dimerization activity; DNA-binding transcription factor activity, RNA polymerase II-specific. Gene Ontology annotation, cellular component: nucleus. Gene Ontology annotation, biological process: anterior/posterior pattern specification; regulation of neurogenesis; regulation of transcription by RNA polymerase II. Bases 1 to 582 code for a protein of 193 amino acids. The record is from RefSeq and is a predicted model, not a curated record. The transcript is spliced from 4 exons.